This is a messenger RNA of Rubroshorea leprosula, 1356 nucleotides long. NCBI's taxonomy places the organism in Eukaryota, Viridiplantae, Streptophyta, Magnoliopsida, Malvales, Dipterocarpaceae. The record is from the annotation of a GenBank genome assembly.
UCAAUUUAAGAAAAGGCAAAAAAGAUCGUUGGGAGCACGCGAUCUCCACAUCAGGAGCCCCCAGCACAUACUCCACACGCUUCCUUUGGUCCGGGCACGUCAGUGCGCACCAAACCGGAGAGAAAUGCAGUCACUACAAGAGAAAGCGUCGCAGUGGAGCGGCGUUGACUCGGCCGACGCCUUCGCCAUCGACACCACCAAUCUGUUCCAGAAGCUUGGACUCCAGACCUUCAUCAAUCUCUCCACAAAUUUCUACAACAGGGUUUUUGAUGAUGAAGAGGAAUGGUUUAGGUCUAUCUUUGCGAGCUCAAAGAAAGAAGAAGCUAUUCAGAAUCAGUACGAGUUCUUCGUGCAGAGAAUGGGAGGACCUCCUCUGUAUUCUCAGAGAAAAGGCCAUCCUGCAUUGAUUGGCCGGCAUAGACCAUUUCCUGUCACGCAUCAAGCUGCAGAACGAUGGUUGCAUCACAUGCAAAAGGCCCUAGAAAGCUCCCCAGAUAUUGAUGAUGAUUCAAAGACAAAAAUGAUGAAUUUUUUCAGACACACUGCAUUCUUUCUUGUGGCUGGAGAUGAGUUAAAGAGUCAAAAUCAACAAGUCGUGUGCAAGCAUGCAGGCAGCAAACCAGAUGCAGUCUAAAACUAUUAAUGGCAUACCUUCAUUCCUUUGUUGGGAAAAACAAAUGGAUAUGUUGCCAUUCAUCCACCUCUUAAUUAUGACAGUGUAACUUUACCACAGCCUGUCUCAAUAAAUCUUUUCUAGAAAACAUUUAUUUACAAAAGGGAUGUCCAGACUGCGUUAGAUGAUACUCUCUCAUACAUUUCCCCUUCCUUUGCAGUUUUUAUUGAAUUUUUCUUUGGUAUGAGUCGAUUUCUAUCUUGUAUAAGCUAUUUACAUAAUCAAAGUGGUUGUCAAAGUUUUAUAUACAUCCAUGAUCUGAUAUAAUGCAUCAUUUUUUCUUUUAUUUGAUCGCCAUGAUGUAAUGCAUCACUGUUCAUAAUGUUGAGUGAAUUUCUUAGAUCCUGUCUGACCAUAUUGAAGAGGAGGAUCUUGUAUCAUUCGCCGUGGAAAUAAUUGCUAUGUUACUGCAAAAAAAUGUGGUUACAUGUGCUGUAGAUAAAAGCCUAAUUCAUGAUUGGAGUCUAAAUAAUUGCUACCUUACUGCCAGAUAUGUGAGUGCAUGUGCUAUGGAUAAAAGCCUUGUUCAUGAUUGGAGUCACCUUGAAUUGUGACUCCCAUACCACGUUCUCCCAACUAUGUGGACGAAUCGGUAUGUUUGCACAUUUUAAUUUAUUUCUUUUGGUGACACUAGCUGUGUGUUUGGUACGUAUAAAUGAUCUCCAUAAAAAUGUAUAGGAUUC